Molecule: messenger RNA, 1083 nt
Organism: Acanthosepion pharaonis
Lineage: Eukaryota; Metazoa; Mollusca; Cephalopoda; Sepiida; Sepiidae
Source: the annotation of a GenBank genome assembly
AUGAUUCAUUCAAGAACAGACGAAUUUGUGAAUAUAAAAAUAAUUUCAUUCUUUAACCAUCUAUUUUUAAUUCUUUUCAUUUUCUUUUUCUUUUUGUCUUCAUUGCAAAUUUCUUUUUCAACAUCAUUCUUUUGUUCUUGCUUUCUUUCUUUUUGUUUCACACUGCUUUAUUUCUUUGCCUUCUGCUUUCAUCUCAAAUUUCUUUCUUCUGUUUUUUAUUUUCUUAUUCUUUUGCUUAUUUUUUUCUCUCUGUCUUCCUCUAAAAUUUCCUUCUAUUUCAAUAUCUUUUUCUUUCUAUUUUCUUUUUCUUUCAUUCACUCUUUAUUUGUUUGCCUUUUGUCUUUUUCUCAAAUUUAUUCCUUUUUUCACUACUUUUCUUCUUUUGUAAUUUCUUUCAUUUUCCUGUCUUUUCUUCUUUAUCACAGUUUGUUUUUUUUUUUUUACAUUCUUUGUUUUUCCACAUACUGUCUUCCUCUUAAAUUUCUUUAUUUUUCACCAUCUUUCUUUCUACUUUCAUUUCUUAUAUUUUCUUUUUUUUGUUUUCUGUCUUUCUUCCAAAUUUCUUUUCUUUCUUUCUUUCACUUGAUCAUAUACUCUUUUUUCUUUGACUUGUUUGUAUAUUCUGAUUCAUUCUUUCUUUCCUUCAUAUAUUAUCUUUUCUUUCUUUUCACCAUUUUUUUCUUCUUUCUUUCUUUCAUAUACUAUCUUUUACUCUUCAUUACUUUUUCAGAUGUCUAUAUAAACUCAGUCUUUCUUUCAUUCACUCUUUCUUUCACUCUUUCACUCACUUGUCCAUAUACUCUCAUUCUUUCUUUCUUGUACAUAUACACUGCCUUUCCUUUUUCACUUUUUCUUUCUCUCACUUGUCAUACUCAGAUUCAUUCUUUAUUUCUUACACUUCACUGUAUACUCUCAUUCUUUUUGCUUCCUCUCUUUCGUUUGCUUGGAUUUUCUUUUUUCAUUAUUUAUUUUGUCUUUCUUUCUUUCACAUUAUUUUUUUGUCUUGUUUUCAUCCUUAUUCUUAAUUUCUUCUUCAUCACAUAUCUUUUUCGAACAUCAUCAGAGGAAUGGUGCACAAUUUGA